Ostrinia furnacalis (Asian corn borer) is the source of this 3502-nucleotide messenger RNA. RefSeq lists its product as uncharacterized. Gene Ontology annotation, molecular function: UDP-glycosyltransferase activity. Bases 279 to 3464 code for a protein of 1061 amino acids. Lineage: Eukaryota; Metazoa; Arthropoda; Insecta; Lepidoptera; Crambidae. The transcript is spliced from 8 exons. The record is from RefSeq and is a predicted model, not a curated record.
UCUAUUUGUCAGCCUCUUUGACUUUGUAAAAACAAUUUAUUGCAUGCAGUUCCCAAAGAGAUAUCACUCUCAAAAGAUAUUGUAUUAUACUACCAAGCUGUCUUGUACUACGCUGCGGAAACAAAAUAAAUUAGUUUGAGUAAAAAAAUGAUUCCGGGAAGUUUUCCAAUGUCGCACAACACUGAUUGAUGACAACACUAAAGACUGACAGUUAAAAUGUACUUUUUAACGCGCAUUCAACCAGUAAACUGCGCAGAGAGCAGGCGCAAACGCAUACGAUGCAUUUUAAUUUAUUGGCAUUUACAUUGUGGCUACUUGCACUAGCAUACACAGCAAACCCAAUCAAGAUCCUCGGGAUUUUCCCGUACGAUAGAAAGAGCCACUUCAUUGUCUUCAAAGUUCUGCUUCAAGAACUAGCGCGAAGAGGACAUGACGUUACUAUCAUAUCACACUUUCCAGAAGAAAACCCACCGAAGAAUUACCACGAUAUCAGCCUAUUCAUACCAAAAGAAAGCAAAAGUAGACGAAGAAGAUCUGCAUCUACAUUGGAAAGAUCAUAUCUGAACGUUAUCAAAGGUGGAAUAUACUUGACAAGAGGUGGUAAUGAGAACUGUAAAGUGCUGGUCGCUAACGAGGAAGUGCAGGGUCUUAUUAACAGAACGGAAUAUUACGAUGUUGCGUUAAUUGAACAAUUUAAUAGUGACUGUGCAUUGGGACUGGCGUACAAAUUCGAUGUACCAGUAGUUGGAGUGACCACGCAUGUGUUGAUGCCAUGGCAUUAUAAAAGGUUUGGGGUCCCUUACAAUCCCUCUUAUACAUCUUUCCGCUUUCUAGAAGGCGGAACGAAGCCAACUCUAUAUCAAAGAGUUGAACGUGCAGUGUUUGAUGUGUAUUUCAAAAUGUUAUAUUAUUACAUAGCUCAAAGAGCAGAUGAAAGGACGUUAGCAGAAUACUAUGAUGAUAUACCACCGUUGGAAAAUUUAGCUCGUGAUAUAAAGUUUUUGCUGUUGGACCAACACUUUGUUUUGACGGGAUCGAGUCUCUAUCCGCCGAAUGUGAUAGAAAUCGGCGGCUUUCACGUCUCGAAACCCAACAGAUUGUCUGGAGACCUAAAAAACUUUGUGGAAGAAGCCGAACAUGGCGUGAUAUACAUAAGUUUCGGAACAACCGUGAGACUUUCCUUGAUGACCCUACAAAAACUAGAAGCCAUUUUGGAUGCUAUUGAAAUAUUGCCUCAACGAUUCAUUUGGAGAUGGAGCAAGGAAGCAUCACUGACGAUGGAACCGUUCAACCAGCUAGGCCCAAAACAUCUAGCAUUGUUAGCAGAUAGAAAUAAAACUUUUAUCAGAAAUUGGCUACCGCAAGUGGAUAUUUUGAGUCAUCCGAAAGUCCUAGCGUUUUUCUCUCACGCUGGUAUGGGUGGUACGACUGAAGCCAUACAUUUUGGAGUACCCGUUGUGGCAAUGCCAAUAGCUGGAGAUCAGCCAGCAAACGCGGCAGCCAUCGAAGAAAGUGGAUUCGGAGUACAACAACCAGUCAAUGAACUGACUAAAGAGAGCUUGAUUAGUAAUUUUAGAAAAGUUUUGGAGCCUGAAUUCCGUGAAAAAGUGAAGCUACGCUCAAAGGCUUGGCAUGACCGUCCACUCUCUCCCAUGGACGCAGCGGUUUACUGGAUCGAGUAUGCAGCUCGUAAUCGGAACUUUACCUUCAGAACGCCUGCUGCUGAUGUUCCACUGUACCAGUACAUCAAUCUGGACAUCGCUCUAGUAUUGGCAGCAUUUCUCACUGGAGUGACUUUGCUGAUUAUAGCGUUAAGGUUAUCCAUGAAAUCAAUGACUAAGAAACCGCUCAGUGAUAAGAAAAGAAUUCGCACAAUGCGCUAUCAUUUUUUGACAACACUAUGCCUACUCGCAUACACCACUAACGCAAUCAAAAUCCUCGGCAUAUUUCCUUAUGAUGGUAAAAGCCACUUUAUCGUAAUCAAAGUCCUGUUGGAAGAACUAGCCAGGAGAGGACACGAUGUUACCGUCAUAUCCCACUUUCCAGACGACAACCCACCAAAGAACUAUCACGAUGUAAGCCUCUUCAUACCAAAAAAAAACAAUGACUCUGUAGAAGAUGCUGUGAAAAUUGAAAGGUCAUACUUUGGCGUAUUUGAAGUCGGAGUGUACUUAGCGCUAAGCGGCAAAAACGAUUGUGAAGUGAUGUUAGCAAAUAAGGAUGUACAAAAACUUGUCAACAGGAAAGAUAAAUACGAUUUGGUGCUAACUGAACAGUUUAAUAGUGAUUGUUCAUUAGGAAUAGCGUACAAGUUAGGAGCUCCCGUGGUUGGAAUAACCACGCAUGUCUUGAUGCCAUGGCAUUACAAAAGAUUGGGAAUCCCAAACAAUCCUUCGUACGUUUCCUUCCAUUUUCUGGAAGGGGGAACGAAACCAACUUUAUUCCAAAGGGUGGAAAGAGUGUUUUUCGACGCAUAUUUUAAGACUCUAUACUAUCUCAUAAGUCAGAGAUCAAAUCAGAAUGAAUUAGCUAAAUACUAUGACGACAUACCGCCGCUGGAAGACUUGGCUGGGCAGAUAAAGUUUUUGCUGCUAAACCAUCAUUAUAUUCUGACUGGGUCGACCUUGUACCCCGCUAAUGUGGUCGAAAUUGGUGGAUUUCAUGUCGGCAAACCGAAUCCUUUGUCUGGGGAAUUAAAAAAUUUCGUGGAACAAGCGGAACAUGGCGUGAUAUUCCUAAGUUUCGGCACAACAGUGAGCCUUUCUCUUACAUCCGUAGAAAAGAUUCAGGCCAUAUUAGACACUAUUGAAGAGUUGCCCCAAAGAUUCAUAUGGAGAUGGGAUAAGAAGACGACCCUAGACAAAAAACCUUUUAACCAGCUAAGCAAAAAACAUUUGGACUUAUUGGCAAAUAAAAAGAAAAUUUACAUUGGGAAUUGGUUACCUCAAGUUGAUAUUUUGGGGCAUCCAAAAGUAUUAGCAUUUAUCUCCCAUGGUGGCAUGGGUGGUACAACCGAGGCAAUCCACUUUGCAGUGCCGAUAGUGGCCAUGCCCAUAACUGGUGACCAGCCAGCAAAUGCUGCGGCAAUCGAGGAGAGCGGCUUCGGAGUCCACCAACCAAUCAACAGCCUGACUAAAGAGAAUCUAGUUGCCAGUCUCAGAAAAGUCCUGAACCCUAAAUUCCGUGAACAAGUGAAGCUGCGUUCCAAAGCGUGGCAUGACCGUCCAGUGUCUCCUAUGAACUCAGCGGUGUACUGGAUCGAGUACGCAGCUCGCAAUGGAAACUAUACCUUUAGGACGCCUGCAGCCACCGUCCCACUAUACCAGUACCUUUAUCUGGACACCAUGGCGGUGUAUGCAGUAUUCUUCACUGCAGUCUUUUUGUUAUUUAAAGCUUUCUGUUGUACUUCAUCCCGUAAGGAGACUAAGAAACCAAUGAAUAACAAGAAGAAAAAACAAAAUUAAUAAUUCAGCAUUAAAUUUUUAUAUGAAAUUGAUGGUAU